Prunus mume (Japanese apricot) is the source of this 309-nucleotide messenger RNA. The record is from RefSeq and is a predicted model, not a curated record. Lineage: Eukaryota; Viridiplantae; Streptophyta; Magnoliopsida; Rosales; Rosaceae.
AUGAGUCCCGGGGAUGCCCGAGGGGCAGCCGCUGAGGCCGCCGAAGGGUUCAGGCCAGCGGAGUUCGGUGGAUUAUCCAGCUGCAGCAGUGAUGAGAAGGAGAAGAUUUUUAGCGUGGAUAUGGAAAAAAGCAGCAGCAGCUUGUGCUUGUUUUAUUUGGAUGAGGAGGAAAUGUUUGAUAUGCCAAGGUUGAUUGAUAACAUGGCUCAAGGGCUUCUUCUUUCUCCACCUCAAUGCUCAGCUGGCUACUUGAACUGGGAUGACAUGGAAACGGAAGCUGAUGCCAAACUAUGGAGUUUCUCUAUCUGA